GCGGAUACCCAUGGGGCGAAUCUCGAGUGCUAGCGGGCGGCCAGAGUUGACAGAACUCAAUGGCGUCUGCAUUCUCGUUGCUUCUGCUGCCGUUGGUGUUGCCGUUGGUGUUGCCGCUGGUGCCUGUGGCGCUCCGCUUCACGAGAUUGGCGCUCGUGCUGGGAGAUGCUCGCGCUGGCCGUAGGCGGUGGAACGGCUUAAACGACCAGUGGACGACAAACGGGGCGCGCGUUUUGCGCUGCAGCCAGGCGCUGGGGGGAGGAACAAGCAGCCUUACAUCCGCCGGCGCUGCGGAGGGUAUCCUGUACGCACACCAGCAGCAGCAUCGGGUUCAGGUUCAUCGCGAGGCAAUCGAGGACGGACAGGCUGAGAGCGCAAAAGGGAAACAAGGCACCUGCCACCCUGGCUCGUUAAGCUUACUAUGA
Messenger RNA from Trichoderma harzianum CBS 226.95, 425 nucleotides. RefSeq lists its product as hypothetical. The transcript has 2 exons. The coding region runs from base 60 to 425 and encodes 121 amino acids. Lineage: Eukaryota; Fungi; Ascomycota; Sordariomycetes; Hypocreales; Hypocreaceae. The record is from RefSeq and is a predicted model, not a curated record.